This is a messenger RNA of Plasmodium reichenowi, 216 nucleotides long. RefSeq lists its product as hypothetical. The annotation marks the transcript as partial. NCBI's taxonomy places the organism in Eukaryota, Apicomplexa, Aconoidasida, Haemosporida, Plasmodiidae. The transcript has a single exon. The record is from RefSeq and is a predicted model, not a curated record.
AUGGGCAAAGGAGCUGUUCAUCCCAAUGGCUCUAACUUUUGUCGUUUUUUAAAAUAUAAUAUUGUAGAUAAGAUGAGGACGCUUGUUAGUACAAAUUUAUAUGAUACUCCUCGUUGGUUAGAAUGGUCAGAGAGAGCCCCGCCUAUGGAAAUAUAUAAUAUAAGUUUAAAAACAAAAUAUAAUAAUAAUAAAUAUAUGGAUUUAGUAAAAUUUUUA